CCGGCUGGUGCGGUAGCGGCCCCUGGCGGCGGCGGGCUGGGCAGCUGCCCGCAGCCCGCCAUGGAGGAGGACGAGCGGGCUGCGGGUGGCGCGGAGCAGCGGCGCCGCCGGCCGGGGGCCGAGCGCUCCCCCAGCCCCAGCCGCCUGGAUGUGAGCUCCAGCCGCUUCGACCCGCUGCUGGCUCUGUAUUCUGCCAACACGCCGCUCCCCUUCCCCGCGGCGCCCUGCUUCAACAAUCUCGCCGAGUACGAGAGCUUCCAGCGCGGCCUGCUCCGCCCGCGCGGCCGCCGCGCCGCUCCCGCCCGCCGCGGCCCCUCCGCCUCCCGCGCCGCCCGCCGCGGCCCGCCGCCCGCCGACCCUGAGCGCAUCCAGCGCCUCCGCAGCCUCAUGGUCCAUGCGGGCCCCGAGCAGGAGGCUGCCGAGGGCGGCGCGGCGGCCCGGCGCCGGCGAGCGCCGCGCAACGUCCUCACCAGGAUGCCCCUCCAUGAAGGCAGCCCUCUGGGAGAACUCCAUCGCUGUGUCCGAGAUGGUGUAAAAAUCAACGUCCAUAUCCGCACUUUCAAAGGGCUUCGUGGAGUCUGCACAGGGUUUUUGGUUGCAUUUGACAAAUUCUGGAAUAUGGCCCUGACAGAUGUGGACGAGACAUACAGGAAACCAGUAAUGGGCAAAGCAUUCUAUGCAGAGCCUCAGCUGACACUAACCAGGCUCUUUGAUAGACUCAAACUGCAGGAGUCCUCAGCAAAGAAAGGAGCUGACUCUAAGACUGCUUCAGAGGAGCUAGCCCUAACAAAGGACUCUCAGACGCUGGGAUUGAAAGCUGGAUCAGGACGAGGGAGAGCAGAAGAUGAGCGUGAGAGGCAGAAACGCCUGGGCAGAGCUGGAGAAAAGAAGGUGGCAGGUGACACUUUGCAUGUGACUGCCAGAGGUGAAGCUGAUGUGGGCAGCGGGACUGCCCACACAGAGGGCGCCAGUGCUGGUAGUACCCGUGCAAGAAGCCAGUCACGGAAAAAAAGGCGGCCCAAGGUGGAUUAUCAACAGGUGUUCACACGUCACAUAAACCAGAUUUUCAUUCGAGGAGAGAAUGUCUUGCUUGUCCAUUUAGCACAUUGAAUUGGCUGAGCCUUCACCAGUGUAUUUAUUUGAUAGCAUGAAUUGCUGCUGCAGCUCUCGUUGCUAUUUAGCGUUCUCGUUAUGUAUGAUGGUACUGUGACUGGUUUCCCGUUGCCAUAAGAAGGCGGGGGAAUAACUGGAGCAUCCUGAGCUUGAUGCAAAAGGAGCCUCCUAAAAUCUCUUUUGGGGGUCUCAGGACAAGGUCAGCAAUGUGGCUGUUUCUGAGAGAUGAGAGAGGUAAGCACAAGUCCUACUGCUUCUUUAAGGAAGCUGAAUGGAGAGGGCUGGAAGAGAAUUUCGGUGUACUCAGUUAUAGGAGCUAUUUGUGGCACAAUUUGUGGCUUAAGAUGAGAUCUCUACCUGAAAUGAGCCACAAAUGCUAUUUUGGAUAUUCUGAGGAAUCUCAAGAGAAGAUUGCUCAGUGAAACUAAGAGUUUACCUGCUGUUGUUACACAGAUGUCUUCUUUUUCAGACAUGAUUCUGACAGUCACCCUGGAAAAUUGGGGUGACAUGCUACUGAUGGCUGUUAGCCUCCUUUUCAUAGUUAGCUCUCUAGUGCCCUGUGUGAUAGAAAACCUCCUAACUGAAAACUGCUUUUCCUAUGAAUGAUGGCAGGAUGUUAGUUUUAAGUAUUAAACCUUAGGCUUUUGUUUGUACUGCUGUGCUUCAGCCCUCUGUUACCAGCCAGCAGAUAAUGUAGCUGAUCUGGGGACCUCCAAGUUUGGAGGUUAUCUCUGUUGUGGCUAGAGAUGGAAAGUUGUACUUUUAUGUUUCAUCCAUUUGCUACUUAGGUGUGGAUUUUCUGCUCAGAUCUAAGUGUUUGUGCUGAGCACAGUUGUACUGUAUCUAAGCGCCUUUCAAGUUCCCCCUAUUGAAACUAGAGGCGCUGUGUCUCCAGCAGUUCUCACGGAGCAGAGAUCUUCAUGGGUCUUUCCUAUCCAUCUAACUCCAGUAGAACUGAGCUUUGAAGGUGUGUCUGAACAUAUUCUGAAGUAUAAAAGUCAAAUUCAGCUCAUCAGUGGUGUUAUUUUAGCAAGGUUGUUAAGCUGCUGUAGAUCAGACCAGGCUUCUGCAGCUAUAAACAGCUUUCCAAGGAAGCUACAUGCCAGAAGUUUGAGGGUAAAUGAAGCUAUUCUAUUAUCCAGUCUGUUCUCCUAGUUGUCAAAUGACACUAGAUUUUACACUGCUAUUCCUCAAUUUGUCUCAAGUACUUUAUGCUUUGCAGCAGCUCCGUGUAUUUAAGAUGAAUGUGGGAAAUUGCUUUAUAGUAGGUCUUGUAUUGCAUAUAGAGGUCAUAAGUCUUCAAACUGAGCAGCUGUACUCUGUGACAUGUAUUUCUGUUGCUGCAAAUGCAGUAUGCUGCUUGCUUGUCGUUAGGGAUGUGUCUGGUGUUUGGGUGAAUGGCAGGAAUCAUUUAUCAGGAGUUCCUGGACACACAAAGCAGCUCUAUGCCUCUGGGGGAGCCUGAGACUUCCAUGCCAGCGUUUCAGAUGUCAUGGGACUUGGAUGACUGAUCAACACACAGCCACUGAGCUGCAAACUCAAGUUCACCCUGGGACAGAAGUGCCUCAGAAUAAUAAGUACUAUUGAGGCAAAACAGUUUCAUCAAGAGUGGGGGAAAGAAACUGUAGAUACUCUUUCCUCUUUUUCUUAUUGUACCUAGCUUUCUUGCUGUAUCCCUCCUAUGAACUGAGACUAGGUACUGAGAAGAUUCUUCUCUUGGAGGUUCUUGUUUCCUCUCCUUUUGUGCUGUUCUUGUUGUCCAUGUGGUCUGCAAUUCUUCCCUCUUGGUUCGUUGUUGGUUUUUUUCCUUCUCUUGUCAGUACUUUGUCUAAGCUCUGUUUUAGGAAGAUUGUUCGUAUGUUCACCCUCAGUUUUCCUGGCUUACUAAACCUUUCCUGGCUGGCUCUCUGUGUGAUUGCCAACUAAUCAGAUAUGAGAAACGUGAGGCUAGAAAGAAGUAGCUUAUUUCUGCUCCUGGUUUCUCAGAAGCAUUUAUUGCAAGUGAGUAUUUUUUUCCUCUCUGCUUUCUGACUGUUCUGUUUUCAUUUCUGUUACUUGGGAUAACUUAUCACUGCCUUUUCCAUUCAUGCCAAAGGCUACUGGCUUUGAACUCCCCUGUUUGCUUGCAGACUUGACCAAAGGGUGUCAGAUUUCCACUCAGGCCUAUGUACCAUGGCAUCUAAUUCAGUUCUUGCUUUACUUUACCUCAUAUUCUUAAUACAUUUUGUCUGCCUCUUUUGUACUGCCUUGUGCAUUAAAUAAGAUACAACUGCCGUAAACGUUCUUGUGGCUGCACUGCUCUCUUUCCUUGGCAGCUGUCACCUUGCCAAGCUCUCAGUUGCUGCUAGAGGUCUCUGUUUUCAUCACAGGUUUUCCUCUGAAAUCUUCAAGGUGUUUGUGGCUUCACAUCUACAAGUUGUUUUUUUAUGUGUUAUGAAAAAUGCUGGUGCUUAGACUUGUGUUGGUGCCUUGAUUUUUAUAUCAUCACUGACCUGUUCUUCCAAAAUCACCACCUCAGUCAACAAACCUGGUUAAGAACUAUACAGUUUGUUUACCUUUUUUUGCUCUACCUCAUUAUUAGACUGUUCCUCUUCUAUUCUCAUUGUUGUCUCAUCUGUGGAGUUGGUUAGAAUUCUUUCCUCCAGUUUAGAUUUAGUGGCUUAUUUGGUCAUUCUUCACUUGUUUCCUAUUUCCCUACUCACUGUCAGUAUUUCCAAGCUGCUUCCUAGAUACAGCAUCUUUUACAAACUUGGAUCUUCCAGAAUGUCUUCCUUUCCCCAUCUUUUUCUGAUGUUUUUAAAGCCCUUUAUCAAAAUCCUAUUUUGUCUCUUUCAAGCAUCAUGAUUGUGACUAAGCAAGUGAUCCUGAAUGUCUGUUGUCACUUGCACAUUGAACAUUUCAGAUAAGUUGCUCUUUAAAUAAAGCUGAAUGUGAUACUCUGAAAUGAAGUCUUCUACCUCAUUAAGUAUUUGUGUAAACCUGUUAAAAAGCAAACAAAAUCCAAUCAAUCCUUGGAAAUGAGCUUUGUUUUGUUUUGUCUCUUUUUAUUGCUUCUUUCCAUGUUUCCUUUUUUUCCAAACUUAGCAUAAAACCUGGGUUCAUUGCUGGAAAAGCUGUGUGCUCCUUACCACUCCUUUGUUGCUGUGGGGUCCAAAGAUGUGAGCAUGGAUACCUGAAGUCAUGAUGCUAAGAAAUGAAGAAUAGGAGCAGGAGACAAUCUUCAGAGUGGCAUGUGAGAAUAAGCAAGCUUUGGGCUAAAUAGAACUAAGUAAAGGAUCCUGGUUGUGACCUGUCCAGUAUUUCUAGGACAUUGUUCAGCCUGGUGCUCAGAGUGAUUCCUGAAGCAUGUUUAUGGCAAGAGUCUGAAUUCCUCAAGAAGUUUUCUGAAGUACCUUUGAAGAGCUGUUGUGAGAAUUUGUUAGAAUCACUUCUCAAUGUCAGUCAAAUAUGAAAACUUGUGAAAUGUGAUGCCAGAUGCAGAAACAAUGUGAUACAGUGGUCUUGCAAUGUGAUGUCACAGAUCCUGUGGUUGUCAUUAUGUAUCCUUUUGUUAAGGAGCCAAGUCUCGUAGUUACUUUGAGAGGUCAUUUUGUUUGUACAUUGACAGAAUUCUAGGGACGUUUGCAGAUACUCUCAGUGAGGUUUUCGUGGAACCACAGCAUAAAAUCUCACCAUGCUGUGGGGAAGGAGGGAAACUGGUAGGGAGAAUAAGGCUGAAUGUUGCAGUGUUACCCUGCAGUUAUGGGUACCAUGGCUGGGGUUAUUUCUUGGCAAACUUUUUUUUGCAUGAAUGCUUCAUUUUUACCCAACACUUCUUAAAACAGUAGUAGGAAACACAGGAAAAAAAGGAGCUUGUCAAAAGUGUGGGUUUAAUUCCUUCUCUCAAAGUGACUUGUCCAGCUUGCUGAUUGUCUAGAAGGUUGUUGUUUUUCUGAUCUAGAGACAGGUACUUAGCAUGUGCUCACCAGGUGAUUACUGAAGUAGUCAGUGAGUGCUGUUUUCCAUCUGCUGCUUGUUCUUCGGUUUCUGGAUUCGCUGUUUCUGAUGCAGCUUUCCCUUCUGUGUCAUUUGGAAGCAGGGCAAGGUCUCUCAGCAGGAGCAGGUUUGACUGCUUGCUUCUUUUUCCCUCUCCCUGAGGAAUGUUACCCUCUAGUAUUGCAUCCUAAUAGCCUUUGGCUAUUCUUGGUUUUCAUGCUGUUCUCCACAGAAUUCUGGAAUUACAUGGCCAGGAGAAUUAGUGAUCAGUUGGAGUAAGCUGAUCUUUUUUUUUUCCCUGGUUUCUUUUUUUUUAACUUAUUUUCCUGAGCACAGUGCUAGAGUUUCCUAGUUUGCUGUAGCAGUCACCUGCUUGCACCUGUGAAUCCCUGUGGGUGAAGAAGUAUCCAGGUGAAGAGAAGCAGAGGAAAAGAGAUUCCUGAUUUGUUGAAUUUGACAUUCUGUCCAACAAGCUGCCCACACUUACUCUUUCUGUCGCUUACUGGCAUGACCUAAAUGGGACAGGUGGAAACAAUUAUAUCAUCCAGAAUCUUGAACACAAGUGGAAAGGCAGCAGGGUCAGCAAACUGAAAACACUCUGAGCUGCUGCUGAAGAUGUAUAUCUCCAUAUAAUCACCGUCUUAAACUGCAAGCUCUGCACCUAGGCAAAGCUGGGAGGCACAGUCCUGUCAGGGGCAAUACAGCAGCAGUAGCAGUGAUGCAGAGAUUCCUUCAGCCAGGCAAUCUCUUUCCUGAGAAGCUGUUGAGGUAUGUGUUAGUGUCUGCCUCAAAGCAUAACUGCACAAUAAUGUGAAUUAAUAUGAAGAUGUUUUCUCUCUUGCCUGCACUGCAAAGUGUAAACCAUGAAUUGCUCAAAUAUGCAUCUAUUUCAGGUUGUGCUUUUGCUUCUUGCCAUUGGCUUAAAAAUGUGAAGUUUGUACUACAGCAAUCCUAAAACAGUCUUUGCUGAGACAUGAUGAAAGCUUGCUUUUUAGCCUGUACACUGGUGUCAUUUGGCAGUUUGCUCUACAGGUGAAGAGGGAGUUUGCAGAGACACAUUCCAGCGUGAGCAUUUCACAACACAAGAACUGUGCUCCAGAAGUCUGCCAGACUCCAUCCCUGAGAACCAGCAUGUUUGAUCCUGACUCUAAAAUUUUGCAGAGGAAACCCAGUGGGAAAAAAACAAGUAAGCAAAUUGCCCCUUCUGAAGGCAGGGAUGGUAGGAGGAUUGGUUAUCCUCAUUAGCUUCCUGGGGGUACAGGAGCAAGGACUGCUUCAGUGGAGGAAUAUCAGAGAUGGCUCAUCUCAUGAUGUUUGCAAGUCCUUUUAGAUGUCACUGUAAGUGCUCUUGCUCUUAGCUGGUAGAAGUGAAGGCCUGUCAGGGAAGGAAAAUGCCUUCUGAUGUUCCUGGAUAACUAUUUUAUUAGCUGUUAGCUUCAUAGUGUACACUUGGGUGACUUAGCUGAAGAAAAUUGGUACACCUGAGACUUCCAGUAAGUCUUGUAUUCGUUUAGAAUGAAAAGUAGUUUGAUCAGUUUGUGCAAAAACAUAUCCAUCCUUUUUUCCUCUCAAAAGUGCUCUCCCUCAGGAAAGAAAUGAAAGCUGCUCUGCUUCUGUAGUGAUCGCUUCUGGUUUCCACUGCUCAGAGCAAAGUGCAGCUGUGUCAUUGUAUCUUCAGAGUGACAGAUCAUUCUGAGAUGAGAAAAUGAGAAGGAUUUGUUUUCUUUAACACUGCAUGGUGAUUAGGAGGGGAGCAGUUGUGUUGACCUCUUUAGGUGGUGCAUGCAUCCAUUGUAGCUGCAUGGACUGGGACUUAGUAACCAAUUAGUCAUCUGUAAAACUUCCUUAGGGAAGGCACAGAGAGCAGCAUGCCCUACCAAACUGGGGUGGGACUGGAAGUCGGGUGCUGACAGAUUCUGCUCUCUCUACUGCCACUUGCUCACUCAAUGGCCUUGGCAAGUCACUUCCCUCCCUUUCCCUUUGCUCCACAGCUGUAACACAUCUGAGAGCAACCCUUGCCUGUAACAGGGAGCCGGGGAAGUGGCUAGUGCUCUACAAGUCCUGAGUAUUGUUACUAACACUCCAUCAGGUCAGGUAGUGCAGAUCCCUAGAUCAUCUGCCCUCUUCAGGCACUUGACUGUUAGCCUGGUGUCUUGGCACACCAUAGAUGUGCAGGGGAUCAGGUACAAUGAUGCACUUCACUCUUGGAAUUACUUAACAUCUUCAAGGCUGGAUUUGAGGACUUGAGUACCUGUCUCACAGCUGCAAUACCAUGGUUUUGGUCAAAUGGUGAUGAAUGAGAGUGUAACUUCUUUGUAAUUCCUCCUCUGUCUUCCUAAAUGUUUUAUUUCUUAGGAAACUGAUGCUGCUAUGAACAUACUGAACAAUACUGACUUUGCAAUAUUUGGCUUUCCAGAUAGAAAUGUUUAUAUUUAAAAUUGCUAAGAGUGCAAUGCAAUAAAUACAACCAUGUACCAGUUUGCUUCAAA
Molecule: messenger RNA, 7577 nt
Organism: Pogoniulus pusillus (Red-fronted tinkerbird)
Lineage: Eukaryota; Metazoa; Chordata; Aves; Piciformes; Lybiidae
Gene: LSM11
Product: LSM11, U7 small nuclear RNA associated
Exons: 4
Coding region: 61-1110 (349 amino acids)
Biological process (GO): mRNA 3'-end processing by stem-loop binding and cleavage
Cellular component (GO): U7 snRNP
Molecular function (GO): U7 snRNA binding
Source: RefSeq, a predicted model, not a curated record